AUAUAGAGCAAGCCUUGAUAUGAUAACACACCUGUAUUUCGAUUGAAUUUUAUCAGCUGCAUAGUGGUGAGGUCUAGUGUGAUGUGAAUCCAUUAUGGUGCCUAAGGAGUUUCGGAAGUCAUUGUGUAUCGCAGCAGGCUGGAUCACCCUGGUAGAGGCAUUGGUUUGGGUGGCAAUAGGCAUAUACAGCAUCGGGGAAUAUGGCUGCACCUGGGACUUCUUUAGUACUAAUAAAGGAGCAUCAACAGGGACCCUGCUCUACAUUACAUACUUCAUGGGGGAAUGCAGGGGGGCAACAGCAGCUCUAGGUCUGGGGUUUAAUAUCAUACCCCCCACUGAAUCUGCUCGUAUACUCAACAUCUGGAUAUGGGCCUUCGCUGUCACAUCUGCAGUCUGGAUACCUGCCUCCAUUCUACUCAUUGUGGCAGCAAUGGGAGAGGUGAGAGGAAAGACUGCAGCAGUUUUGUACCGACCUUGGAUUACUCUUAGUGGAGCCCUUAUCAUCCUGGACUUGGCAGGUGGCAUCUUCCACCUUGUGAACUUAUUCAAGACAAGGACUCCAGAUGACUUUGCUGAGUUUGUUGGAUCCAGGAGUUGGCAGGACCUCACCAAACUGUCCAGUAGUGGAGUGACAACAUGGCUGCCGUCAUUGUUUGUCACUCUUCUCUUCACCAGGGUUCUCAUUAUCUGGCUGCUCAACAUAUACCUAGUCUAUGGUGUCUUCAGGGCCAGCAGUGCAGUUGGCUUGUACACUACCAAAUAUGUAGAGUCACCCCUGACUACUACAGAGAAGAAAAAAACUUGGAAAGAUAAAUUUUAUCAGGGACCUGAUCCCGCUUUAUUUGAACGGCCAACUAGAAGAAGUAUGGUAACCACCAGCAGUACAGCCAACCAGCAGUCACCAGACAUCAAACCAGCUGAAACUGAGCAAGUGCGACCGAGGAGCUUGGCAGAGAGUGAACCAGCCAAGAGCGAGCCAGCCAGUGCACCAACACAUGACCUGACACAUGACCUGAGACAUGACCUUUCUCCUAACAGGUAUCGAGAAGAUGAGUUUGGGAUUCCUAUUGAAGAAUUAGACUUAACAGAACCGAACGAAACUGGAAACACCCAGAAAAAAAAUACAUUUCCGAGAUCUCCAUACCCACCAACUGGACGAGUGUACGACUAUACUGGGCGGCCUGUGAAGCCAGAAUCUGUCCCAGACAAGUGGCAAGACAGUCCACCCCCCAUGGCGAGCGGUGUCCAAGUACCACCGGAACUUAACAAGUUCGAACCAUUCUCAUAUAUGGCCGGUGACCAACCGCAGUUUAUCAAGCGACAAUUGAGUCGUAGCAGUUCACGCCCAGAAAUGCCCCCACUUAUACCUCGGCCUGAUUACACAAUAGUAGACAGGCGUCCUGCCUCUCUGGAGUAUAUCCCAAACCGGUUCAAGGUGCCAUCACCCAAGCGUCCACUUCCAUCUCAGAGUUCGUUUAACUUCGAGGGAGGCCAGCGUUCUCCAACUACACCCAAAAUGGCUCCUGUCCCGCCCAGGAAACCGAUGGUGUAUCCGAGGUCAUCUAAGCCACCCAUAUCUGAGAACCCUACACAGGCAAGAUACCUCCCCCAGCAGGCUGUACCCAGUCAACAGCAAGCCUACUUCACAAGACAAACUUCUCAAGGGAACAAUUACAACAUCAACAAACUGUACUAAAAACUGAAUCAAUUCCGACCAUCUCACCGUUCUGCUAACAACGAUUAAUCUAUUUUAAAAUUAAGGAAUUAUUUUAAAAGCUUGGAUAGUAAUUACUGUACAGUUAAAAAUUGACACAUUUUGAUUUAAAUUAUAUUAUAAAUCAAAAUUGCGGAUUCAAAAAUAUUUUGUUAUUAGAAAAAUUAUAUAGUGUCAUUAUAUUGGAAACAUUAUUCUUAUAUUAUUGUCUUUAUUUUAAAAUACGAGUUUUUAAUUGUUACAUUAUGUCAAACACAAUGUGUUUGUUCGUAAUUAAAUACCAAGGAGCAAGAUAACUUGAUUUAGGCAAUAUUUCUAUAAUGUAUAGCACAAUAAAACUUCAAGUACAAUAAUUGCAGCAUAAGUUUUGUUACAACAUAGAAUGAUAUUCAUUGUUGUUUUUGUCUCAAUAAAGAUUUUUAUUUUUUCGUUUAUUA
Messenger RNA from Homalodisca vitripennis (glassy-winged sharpshooter), 2151 nucleotides. RefSeq lists its product as uncharacterized. Lineage: Eukaryota; Metazoa; Arthropoda; Insecta; Hemiptera; Cicadellidae. Bases 95 to 1696 code for a protein of 533 amino acids. The record is from RefSeq and is a predicted model, not a curated record. The transcript has 8 exons.